Molecule: messenger RNA, 829 nt
Organism: Pecten maximus
Lineage: Eukaryota; Metazoa; Mollusca; Bivalvia; Pectinida; Pectinidae
Product: cholesterol 24-hydroxylase-like
Exons: 5
Coding region: 102-602 (166 amino acids)
Biological process (GO): cholesterol catabolic process
Molecular function (GO): iron ion binding; heme binding; cholesterol 24-hydroxylase activity
Source: RefSeq, a predicted model, not a curated record
AAACCUCGGCCAAUGCCUUGAGUUUUACGCUUUUCCUCCUCUGCCAGAACCAGGAAUGUUACAACAAGUUACAACAAGAGGUGGAUGAAAAUGUUGGAGCUAUGUCAGUAAUCACCCUGAAUGAACUCGAGAAGUUGCUCUAUCUAGACAUGGUGUUGAAAGAGACACUCCGGCUUUAUCCCGUUGCUAAGACAACAUUUCGCGAAACAGUGAAGGACUACAUACUUGGUGGUCACUGUGUUCCUGCAGGCACCGACAUGAUGAUCAGUUUCUAUGCUACAUCUAGGGCAGAGCAAAAUGUGGCAAACCCAACAAAGUUUCUACCAGAACGAUUCGACAGAAACAGUCCAGAAAAGUUAAGGAGAUAUGUCUCUACCCCAUUUUCAGUUGGACCUCACAUAUGUAUUGGGAAAAAAUUUGCAGAGAUAGAGAUGAAAAUCAUGAUUGCGAAGAUUAUGCAGAAUUUUGAUUUUGAAUUGGUUCCCGGUCAAACUUUUGAAAUACAAGACAAUGCAACAAUACAGCCAAAAGAUGGCGUAAAGUGUUUCUUUCGCCGACGAAACAUCGAUAAUCAGCGACCACUGAAAGAGUGUGUAAAUUAAACAUUUAAACUGUAAUGGCAUGUGUAGACAGUUCCAAAAAUCCUUUUGGACUCUUUCACUUUUUAAAGAUGCGUACAUGUUCAUAAAUUACAAACUUUAAUCUUUUAGUCUUUGAUUUGUUACUUGCGAUAACCGCUUUUUACAUUCAGGUUUGUUUAACUUCUUAUCAAUUCGACAUUUAUUGCCUUUGAAUUUGUGGUAAAUUGCCUCAGAAUAUAUUGCGGAUA